UGUGUUUGGUGGGAGUCGUUUCCGGCGGUUCCUUGGUAACAAUGGAGAAGGAAAUGGCCGCCUGAGCGACGUGCAGGGUAGCGGCUACCCUCUACCACUGAGUCUCCCCAACUGGGCUCAGACGACGGUGGCAGGAGGCGAGAACGAUCGCCGCGGGCCCUGAGGAGGAGUUGCGUCCCAGCAGCGAUCCUCAGGCUUUUGGGAAUACUGAAAAGGAAAGAAAAGAUGAAAGUGUUAACAGUGAUCCAGUGAGUGAUGAAAGAAACAUGAAGAUUUUGGAGCUUGGAAGAAAGAGAGAAGCAAAGUGCGUGGUGUGUUGUGGGAAUUGAAUGAUGCUUAAGUUACCUUGACAUCUUAUUUUCAAAGAUAAUUUUCCAUUCGUUCAUCACAAUGGAAAACUCUGAUUCUAAUGAGAAAGGAAAUGUUGAUCAAUCUGAAGCACAACGUAGGCGGCAGCUGGAUCGAUUGGACCGGGAAGAAGCUUUCUACCACUUUGUAAAUAAUCUGAGUGAAGAAGAUUAUAGGCUUAUGAGGGAUAACAAUUUGCUAGGUACUCCAGGUGAGAUUACUGAAGAAGAAUUAUUGAGAAGACUUCAUCAGAUUAAAGAAGGUCCCCCACAACAAAACAAUGAUGAGAAUAGAGAAUCAGCAGAUGAUGUCUCUAACAGCGAUUCCAUCAUAGACUGGCUUAAUUCAGUCCGACAGACUGGAAAUACAACUAGAAGCGGACAGAGAGGAAAUCAGUCUUGGCGAGCCGUGAGCAGGACUAAUCCAAACAGUGGUGAUUUCAGAUUCAGUUUGGAAAUCAACGUGAACCGUAAUGGGACCCCGAAUUCAGAGAAUGAAAAUGACCCGCCUGCAGAAUCUUCCAUUGCAGAAGAUAUAGAAAACAAUGGCCCGAGUGACAUGGAAACUCCAAGAGCCGAGUCGCCAUUUAUCAGGCAGCACGGACCUGAAAGGAGCGCCCUUGAGGAAUUAACUGAAGAAGUGUCUCUUCCCAGAGGUCAGAGAAGAGCAAGAAGCAGGAGUCCAGAGCAACGGAGGAUCCGAGCGAGGACGGACAGAAGUAGGUCACCUUUGAUUUCAGUAACUGAGCUUCCCCGAAGAGGCCAUCACAAUGUCACAUCUCAGACUUUGGAGCAUUCUGUGGGAAAUGAGGCUGAGGGCAGUUCUAGAACCAGGCAGCAUGUGACAUUGAGACAACACAUGAUGGGAACUGAUCUGUCAAAUGAAAACGCCGUUUCGUUUUCAACUUCUGACAUGAGGAAUGUACCUCAGGCAUCAGGUUCUUCAGAAACCAGUGGGAGUAGUGAAUCUCUAGCUCCUGGACAGAGACCUCCAACUAUAGUCCUUGAUCUUCAAGUGAGAAGAGUUCGUCCAGGGGAAUAUAGACAGAGAGACAGCAUAGCUAGUAGAACUCGGUCGAGAUCUCAGUCGACAAAUAACACGGUCACUUACGAAAGUGAGCGUGGAGGGUUCAGGCGCACGUUUUCACGUUCAGAGAGAGCAGGAGUAAGAACUUAUGUGAGCACUAUCAGAAUUCCCAUCCGUAGAAUCUUAAAUACAGGAUUAAGUGAGACUACUUCGGUUGCGAUUCAGACAAUGUUAAGGCAGAUAAUGACUGGCUUUGGUGAAUUAAGCUACUUCAUGUACAGUGAUAGUGACACAGACCCCAGUGGCCCAUCCUUAAGUCCAAGUCUUGAGGACCCAGAACUUCAGAAUGCAGGCUUGGGUAGUAGCAGUAGUGGAGGUGGCAUCAGUGCUAGUACUAGUGCUGGCGGAGGUGCCAGUAGCAGCAGCAGCAGCUCCAGCAUUGAGAGUAUGGAUUCUAACUCUGAAUUAUAUGAUGGUAGCAACGAAGGCAGUUCAUCUGGUGUUAGACGGGAAGGUAGAACUAGAGAUAGGAGCUCGGUCACUUUUGAAGAAAGUGGUUCUUUGCCUUUCCUUAGUCUAGCUCAGUUUUUCCUCUUAAAUGAGGAGGAUGAUGACCAGCCAAGAGGACUCACCAAAGAGCAGAUCGACAACCUGGCAAUGCGAAAUUUUGGUGAGAGCGAUGCAUUGAAAACCUGUAGUGUUUGUAUUACCGAAUACACUGAAGGUAACAAGCUGCGGAAACUACCUUGUUCUCAUGAAUACCAUGUUCACUGCAUCGACCGCUGGUUAUCAGAAAAUUCCACUUGUCCCAUUUGUCGGAGAGCAGUCUUAACCUCUGGAAACAGAGAGAGUAUUGUCUAAUUGAGUUCUGGACUUGGAGCUAUCUGGCUGUUUAGAGCGAUGGGCAAAACCUGCAAACAGAUGUCACUUGCUUUAUGGCCACUUUUUGAGUGGUGUUAAGUGUAAUAUCCUGGAGUGCAUCUCUGCUUCCAAUAAAAUGUUCACCCCUUUCCCAGUUCCUAUGUGAAAUAAAAGCCAGUUACUUUAAACAGCAACGUUUUAGGGCCCAGAAAUCUGACUUUGAGUAUCAAUAAGUAUCUGUUUUAUUGAACAUAAUUUUAUCAUAAGUAUUUUUGGUUUCUCUUAAUUAUUUUAAAAGAUAUGUCUUAGUGAUGGUUCCUCUCAGUUUCAUUUUGAUCUUGAAAGAUCUAGCCCUGUCCCAUCCAGGAGAGAGCUGUAUGAAAUGGAAGCCCAGGUUGGAAUUAGAUUUCAUGUAAAUUUUUUUUUUUAACAUCGAAGCUGUACUAUCUCCAGCCAUUAGUUUAAAUUCAUUUAAAUCGAUAAUAUAAUUUGUUAUAAUUACUGAUUAGAUGGGCAUGUCAGUGUAAAUAACACUAAAGUUAGGGUCUUCUAAUUGUAUAGCUGUCUCCUAAGCCGAUCACUGGCACACACUGUAGCGUGAGCUAUGAUAGUUUAAUUGGGAUAUUUAUCUUGUUGUGGAAAUAAUAAAAAUGCCUAUGCUUGUUUAAAUAAAAUCACGGGGGGGGGGGUUAAAAAUGUAAGGCUUUUUUUGUAGAGGCUCAAUACUCUAUCCAGUACAGUGUUGUAUUCAUUGAAAAUUUUAAAAAGCACUAUGCUUAGAUGUAAAAAGAUGACUUUUCAAAUGAGGGCCAGUAUCUGUAGAAACACACAACAAUGAUACAAAGCUGUAUUUGUUAACAUAUGUGAUUGUCAAGAACAGCUUAUCUAGAAUUAUUCCUUUAUAUGAACAGCUGCAGUAACCUGAAAUGAGCAGGACAGAGUUCAGAACUUAGUCCUCUAAUUGCAUUCAAGACCAAUAAAGAGCAUUUUAGUGAUGAUAUUUGAAGCUUCAGGAAUGCCAGCAGAAAGGAGAUGGGUAGGGUUGGGGUAGAGCAAGGGGUCAGUCGAAGGAGAGAAAGCUCUGAAGAGCUUAACUUGCACUUGGUGUAGUCACUCCAAUGUGCCAGUUUUACACAAAGAGGUCAACACAGGCUUGAUGCCAUUCUAUUAAUUGUAGGUGAGGGUGCUGUGUUGAAUUUUCAGCAAUGUUGAUUGAGUUUUUGGUUUUGUUUUGUUUUUUGAAUAAAAAACAAAAAACAAACCCACAUAGUACAGAACUGAACUUUUCACGACUCUCUCACUCUUAAUGUUACAGACUAACCUGCCCCAAAAAGUGAUAGUGGAGGUGCAGGACUUAAAACACAUUUUAGCAGAAUUCUAGCUGCUAUAGACAUGUGCUCUGAAUGAAAGAGCACUGAGGUUUUGUCAUUUCAGAGUUUUGCUAUUUAAAGGUUAAAACAUACUCAGUCUUAUCUUAGUUACUAUCCCUUUAAUAUAGAUAUACCAUCUUAACAUUUCUUCUUUUAAAGUCCAUUUAAGAAGUUAAGCCUUGCUACCCCUCCCCCAGUUUGUUGAAAGUGUUAGUAAUAUUGGGCUAUAUUUGAUAUUCAGAGUUCAGAUAUGCUCUUCUUUCCUGUAGUUGAAGAUGUCAGUACUGACAUUCCCCUUCCUCCAUCCAGUAGUAGUAGAACACAAGCACACCUUUAGCUUGUUUCUUUGGUAGCAGGGAAGGGUUUGUGAUAAUGCCCAACCACUUGUAUGGUACCACUUAUGACCAGCAGAUGCACCUGAGAGCUCUGCCUUGGGGGAGCUUAUGGAACAGGAUUUUGGGCUGUUUUUUAAACAGUGCAAACCGGCCCAAAUUGGGGUGGAACUCAGGUCCUUGGCCUUGUUUGAGCAGCAUUUCUAACCAGAUGGGCUGAGGGGGCCAGGCGUAUUCAAAUGUCCUUCAAAGUAAACAAUUGAGUCUGCUUUGGACAUUAUCUGGGUACCUUAACCAGCAUUAGCCUGGCAGUUUACUAAGAAUUUGUGCUGCUCUUGCAAUGAAGCCCCACCAAAAUCCAAACAAAGCCUCAUUUGUUAAAAAGAGUGAGCAGAGGUCACUUUUAUGUCAUAUCCAUGAUGAAUUUUGUCUUUUAAAAAGUGAAAUUGGACAUUGAAGAUUGAGAAUUCCAUUCCAUUCUGGAGCACAGCCUUGCUUUCUUUUCAGAGGGUGUGCAAGCCACUCUUUGCAAAUCCACAGGGGUGGUUUUCUUAUUGGCUAGAAAUGAUCUCCUCUCUGUGGAACAUUCCAUUGCAUGGGGAGGAAGUGGGAAAUGUUCAGCCUCGGCUGGCUUUGAAACAAAUGCAGCACAUUUUAGGCAUAGAAGCAGCUUUUAUAGAGGACAGGGCACCUCUAGCCAUCUACCUUUACCUUCUAUGACGUAUUCUUUUAGCAAGUAUUAAAGAAGCGGGUCCUAUAGAAUGUUAACACUAAUGAACGAGGUUGUGGGAGCUGUUCUCCAUAGGCACUGGAAACAGUUGGAGUUUUUGUUUUGCGGUAGAAUGCACAUGAUGCUUCUAACGUGCACGUUGGAGGCAUCAUUUUCAGAAGCACUCAUUACUCUUCCAUUGGAUUGUGAAAUGGGGUUUACUACUUAAUUAUAAAUACUUUAUUUUUGAACUUUACAAAAUUUGUAACUUAUGUAUCUUACUGGGAAUAUGGAGAUUGACUUACGCCCUGAUCAUUAGCAGGGGUCAGAUGUACAGUGGAGAGCAAAAAUUGAUAUCUAUUUUCCCAACUAGCAGCUGAAUGCCUAUUGUUUUGAGAGCCUGUUCCCUUUUUAAGAGACUAUGCCUCAUUGUGCAUCUGUAGUUUUAGUUACUUGCAUAACAGUUCUCUCUUUUAAGUCUGUAUGCAAUAAUAGUAUCAAGAUAGAGGCAGCAUUAUAUAGUGGCUUUGGGGCCAGAAGCCCUGGGUUCGAAUCCUACACACACACACACACACACACACACACUCACUCUCACUCACUCACUCACUCACUCACUCCCACUCCCUCUAUGACCCCAGGCAAGUUCACUUAACUAACCUCUCAGUGCCCAGGGCAACUUUCUAUGACUUACUGAGAAGUUGCAGUUGUGCAGAGGAAGAGAAUAGAGAGGGAGUUUCCAUGCUGGAAGCUACCCACACCAGUGGAAUCGGGUCUGGGCCAACCAAUGACAACCACAAAAAAAAAAACACCCUCAAGAAAUGAGAUUUAACUAUUAAGUUUAGAGGAAUACUGAAAACCAGAAAGAAUUUUCUGGAGUGUUUCCAUUUUAAAUAAUGAAAAAUGUGUUGAAAGCUUUUUGUUUUGACUCUAAGCAAUUGAUCAAAUCAACUGAGAUUUGUUAGUGUUAGGUUCUACAAGUGCAAACUUUCUCAGUAACAUGAAGCACUUUGAAUAAUUGCUCAGAAAGGAACACCUCCCUCGGUGUAAAUGGGGUUCUGGAAGGUUUGCUUGGUUGGAGGGAGAUAGAUUUUUCCUGUUACUUUAGUAACAAGAGAUUUAUGCUUUAGAAUUUCAUUUGACCCAGUGAUCUUUUUAAGCUGAUUUCUUCUCAGAUGUUGACCUUCAUCUGAAUCUUUAGAAACUGGUUGGGUAUUAGCAUUACUUCAAGUAAUUUUUCCUCUUCUCAUUGUACCUUCCCUGCCCCACCUUACUCCCCCCCCAAAAAAAAAAAUUUUUUUCUGGUGCUUAGUGUCACUGUUGUUUGAAAUUAUCCUUAAUUGAAAUAUGAUUUCUCUUUACCAAAUGGUGAUGACUUGAAGAGGGCUAUCUUUAGGCUUGGUUGUUUUCCAAAUACCUGUCUACUAGGGAGGGGGAAAAAACAACCCAAAGCUGUCUUCGCUAUGGUCAGUUCUUUCUUGAACUGGCUUACAGUGACACCUUGUGGCCAUUUUGACACCUCUUCAACAAGGGAGGAUUUUCAGAGUCUCAAAAAUAAGAAGAUAGGUUUUCUGCCUUAAAAGAAAAAAAGAAAAGGGUUUUCCCUUCAAUGAUUUCCCUGUCAAAAAUCAUUACUAAUUUUGAAGUUCAAAGAAGCCAAAAUAUGCCUGGCAUGUCUCCUGGCAUGGAGCUAACUGGUGACUAGAUCAUCUCCUUGAACACAAAGGCCAAGACACCUGUUUUUAAGGUAGAAUACAUUUCAGUAUUUUUUUUGGUGAAUAACAGUGCUGUUGUCUACCUGGCUAUGGGUAGAUUAAACAUAUACUUGUGAGUGGGGUGGGAGGGGGUGACCCUUUGGGACAAUAAGGCCGCAAGUCAUAUGGUGAUUGGAAGGAUAAGAGCCAAAGGCUGGAUGUGUAACCCUUUUUGACUCUUGGAAUCCUAAGCUAGUGGUGGUUUGCUGCCUGCCCUUUCUUUAACUUUGCAGUUUUGAAAUCAAGGGCCUUUGGUUUCACCGAAACUUUUUCUAGCAAUUAUCCUGACCUGAGCGAGUUGUUUGCACCAUUUUAUUUAGGUGAGAGCAACCAAAAGUGUCUGGAGUUUGGGUUCAGCCAUCUGAUGCACCAGCGCGGUGGCGCCGUUAAGGUGAUGGUGCAACUCAGAAGGCAUUCUGUUUCUUUAACCUUUUUGAUUACAGUCUCUUGUCAUUUCUGUAGGCACCAAAUCACGUGUCUAAAAUCUGUUCCCAAAUACAGUUGCAGUGAGGAUUUGUUUUUUUGUUCUGAAAACAACUUUCAGAAAGCACACCCAUAGGUUGCAUUAUAGCCACCUGGGUUGAGAGAGAGAAAUGUGUGUAUGUGUGUGUGUAUGUGUGUGUGUGUAUACACACACACACAUACACACACAUAUAUAUACACAUACACACAUAUAUACAUACAUAUAUAUAUAUAUAAAUAUAUACAUAUAUAUUUGAAUGAGAUGCAGAGGUGGUUAACAAUCCUAUUAUGCCACACUGUGCCUUGGUAUUUUCAAGGCUCCUCUAGCAGUCCCUGUCUUGUAUACUUACUGCAGUACCUUGCAAGGUAUGGCUGCAUCAGUUCCCCAGCCUUCAUUCUAAAUAGUUAGUGCUCCUUUACUAACACCCUUAUCCUGCUGUGCUUUGAUGUGGGCACCUGCAGAGCCCUGAGAUUUUAUUUCCUAUUAGCUCCUGUGUUCUGGUGCUGCUUUAGGGAGUAGGGUCAAAUCAUACUGUCAAGUAACUAGUCCAGUAGGUGUGCAGUUAAUUGGCUUCUGUAUCUGCCUGUUUAAUCUUCUCCUGGGACGUGCUGCUAUGGGUAGAUGUUUACUUGGGUCUAUGUCAAAAAACUGGGUGACAAACCUGGGAACUUUCUGAAGCCCAUGAGAACCUGGGGAGGGGAUUGGGAGGGGGAAGAGCAACUAACACUGGCUUUGUGUAGAAAUGUCUGUUGUGUGAAGACUAACCAGUACUUGUCAUCCCACGGCUUCCUGAUCUGCAGGAGAGGCUUUCCCUCCUUCCAUUCCAGAAACAGAAUGGAGCUCAGAAUGCAUUUACUUGGCUGCCUUGCUUUCUCUGGUUUCUCGUUUUUCUUUCAUUUUGACCUGAACUCGACACUCCUCCAGCAGACCUGUGUUUAAAUGAGAUUGUAUUGCAUUUCCUUUUUUGUACAAUGUUUUAAAUCUGUUAAAAAUGAACCUGUUUAUUUCAAAGCAAAAACCCUGAAGGGUCAUAUUAAAGCAGUUUCUUCUUGAUAGUUCUCUUUUGGGAGGAGUUUAUUUCCUAUGUAAAUGUCAUACUGCAAAUUUAAGUUAUAGUCUAUCAAUAAAAUGCAUGAACUGAUCGUCUGUGCUUGGGCUUUUAAACUUUUUUUUUUAUUUUAAAUGGGAACGUUCCAUUUCGGUUCAACAAAUACUUGUUGAAUGAAUGAAAGAAAACAUUGGAUUGGAUGUGAUACCAGUUAUAUUUUGUAACUCCCAGUUCAGUUGACUGGAUUUUAAACAAGUGGAAUUGCAGUAUAACGUGGGCUUGAAUUUUCUUUCUUCUCAUUGGAUGUUCAGUAGUACAGAAAGGUAGGAAGGUACUGGUUUGUGUGCCCAUGUAACUAGCUUUCUUUGUGUAUUGUAUAAAAUAAAUAGCUUAACUUAA
Molecule: messenger RNA, 8307 nt
Organism: Phascolarctos cinereus (koala)
Lineage: Eukaryota; Metazoa; Chordata; Mammalia; Diprotodontia; Phascolarctidae
Gene: RLIM
Product: ring finger protein, LIM domain interacting
Biological process (GO): protein ubiquitination; ubiquitin-dependent protein catabolic process; random inactivation of X chromosome
Cellular component (GO): nucleus
Molecular function (GO): ubiquitin protein ligase activity
Source: RefSeq, a predicted model, not a curated record